GAGCUGAGCCAGGUAUGGCAGCAGCUGUGGGUGGAGUGGGUAUCUCGCAUUGCAGCAGGGGAAGCUUAGGUGAGAGAUCAGGGAAAACGUCCUGGCUGGGAGGAUGGUAAAGCACUGGAGCAGGUGACCCAGAGAGGUGGUGGCGUCUCCAUCCUUUUAAGACCAACAGAGAUAAAACCUUGGCUGGGGGGCUAUAGCUGGGGCUGGUCCUGCUGUGAGCAGGACCCCAAGCUGCCACAGGGAAAAGCAGGACAACCACUGCAGCCCAUGUCAUAGACCAGCAGGGUUGGAAGGGAGGGGGUCAUUUAGUUCAGCCCCCUGCCUGAGGCAGGAUCAGCCAUAUCCAAACCAUCCAUGUGAUCCAUAAAUUCUUCCUCAAGCUUGACACAAUGCAAGACCUAACACCUGAACUAGAUGCUCUCAUGAGCUUCCUUCCAGCCUUUGUUUCGUAUGACUCUAGCAUCCCCCAGCAGCCACCUCCUGGCCUCACUCAGCCCAGCCCAAAAAGCAGCAGGUGCUUGGGUGCCCAGCUAAUACCUUCUCGUUUCCUCCUGGCAGCCCGGGAUGGAGCCCCCUGUGUAUUUGGCGGCAUGGUGUAUCGGAGCGGGGAGUCCUUCCAGAGCAGCUGCAAGUACCAGUGCACCUGCCUGGAUGGGGCGGUGGGCUGUGUGCCCCUGUGCAGCAUGGACGUACGCCUGCCCAGCCCUGACUGCCCCUACCCACGGCGGGUGAAGCUCCCUGGCAAGUGCUGCGAGGAGUGGGUGUGUGAUGAGCCAAAGGAGCGGACAGCCGUGGGACCAGCCCUAGCUGCUUACCGACUGGAGGAUACAUAUGGUCCUGACCCAACCAUGAUGCGUGCCAACUGCCUGGUCCAGACCACCGAAUGGAGCGCUUGCUCUAAGACCUGUGGAAUGGGCAUCUCCACCAGGGUCACCAAUGACAAUGCCUUCUGCAGACUGGAGAAGCAAAGCAGGCUCUGUAUGGUCCGACCCUGUGAAGUAGACCUGGAGGAGAACAUCAAGAAAGGCAAAAAGUGCAUUCGCACCCCCAAAAUCUCCAAGCCCAUCAAGUUCGAGCUCUCUGGCUGCACCAGCGUGAAGACCUACAGGGCUAAAUUCUGUGGUGUCUGCACUGAUGGGCGCUGCUGUACCCCCCACAGAACAGCCACUCUGCCUGUGGAGUUCAAGUGCCCUGACGGUGAGGUCAUGAAGAGGAGAAUGAUGUUCAUCAAGACCUGUGCAUGCCACUACAACUGCCCUGGAGACAAUGACAUCUUUGAGUCUCUGUACUACAGAAAGAUGUAUGGAGACAUGGCAUAAAGCCAGAAGGAGACAAGCUAGAGACUUUCAACUUGAACUGUUUUUUUUUUUGCAUCUCAUUUUUUUUGUAUUUUUUUUUUUUUUUGUAAACAUGAUUCAAUAGCACAAGGUAUUUAAAUCUUUUUUUUAAGUUCAACAAACUUGCUCCACGUGACUUUUAAGACAAAUUGUCUACUGACCCCAAACAUUUGGUUUGAAGAAGAGGGUAAAAUGGACCUUGGGACCACAGCAAAGCACAAGAUCCAGAAAAUGCUGUUCAUGAGGUGUUGUUUAGGGGUUGCUAGGGGCCAUUUGCAGGAAGAGCAGCUCUCAAGCAGUGUUCCCUUGGUGUGGUACUGUGUGUUCCACCUAGUAGUGCAAUGGAAAAGGAGACCCUUAGCAUGUUUGCUGACACUGGGAUAUUGGCAGUGACAGCUGGAAUGUAAAUCCUCACCCAGCAAGGUGCUAAGUAGAAGGUGUUCUGUUAGUCAGGACAGUAAAUGUAUCAGCUUUGACACUGAUUCAAAUGACUUGUUCAAGAAGAAUCAGAAUCAUGUCUAUUAGACUGGACAGCUUGUGACAGUUACUUUACCUGUAACAAGCUACUUUUUAUUAAUAUUGUAAAUACUGUAUAUAUAUUUGUACAGUUAUCUAAAUUAAUUUAAAGUUUUGUGCCUUUGUUAAUGCUUUGGUAUUUUAAUGAUAGCCUCCUCUUUUGGAACAAGAUAGGUAGGAUGUAAGGCUUGUCUGACAAUGCAUUCAAAGCGUGAAAUAGAUACUCUAGUGGAAAUUGUUCAGUUAAGGUGACGGUGAGACUACUUGCUACAGUUGAGGUGCUUCUGUCCUUGGUAGCAUUCAUGUGUAUGGGGAAAAAUAUGGUUACCUCAGCUUUAGUAUGCAAGUGACCUUAAGUAAAGUCAGUAAAUUGUUUUUGUAGCUGACCAAUCUUUCCACAUGGGAGAAUUUGUUUCUUUCUUUGACUAUUGCUGUUCUUUGAACAGUUUGUUUAUUUGUUGAGAAGUGUGACCAAAAGUUACAUGUUUGCACCUUUUUAGUUGGAAAUAAAGUAUUAUAUUUUUUAUA
This is a messenger RNA of Alligator sinensis (Chinese alligator), 2381 nucleotides long. It is a transcript of the gene CCN2, whose product is annotated as connective tissue growth factor. The transcript is spliced from 3 exons. Gene Ontology annotation, cellular component: extracellular matrix. Lineage: Eukaryota; Metazoa; Chordata; Crocodylia; Alligatoridae. Gene Ontology annotation, molecular function: integrin binding; heparin binding. The coding region runs from base 390 to 1319 and encodes 309 amino acids. Gene Ontology annotation, biological process: signal transduction; cell adhesion. The record is from RefSeq and is a predicted model, not a curated record.